AUGGCAGUGCAGCUGAGACCAGUUGCUUGCACAAUGUGUGCUAAGUGGGAACUCCUGGAUGCUUUGUGUGCCCCGGUCAAACACGUGCCUCGGCUGCUCGAGCUUGACCUCAAGGUUUCUGAGCUUGAGGAGAGGCUGGUGUUGCUACACAGCAUAUCGGAGGCUGAAGAGUUUGAAGACAUCAUGAAACGGGUGCAAAACAUUCUACAUGGGGAAGAGGAACAUCCAGAUUUCAUGGUCCAUAGCGUGUGCGAGCCGCUGCUCCGGGGCGAGGGCGGGGGCGCGUUCCGGUGGGACAGAGCCGGUCCCGGGGCUCCGGCGCGCCCGGUGCUCCCCGCAGCCGACUACUGCCGGAGGUUGGCGUCCGACUCGUUCUCCUCGCGGUUCCCCGCCGACCGGGAGGAGACCGACUUCCCUCUGGCGUUCGUCGUGACCGCGCACAAGGACUUCGAGACCCUCGAGUGGCUCUUCAGAGCCAUCUACAGACCCCACAACCUCUACUGCUUCCACGUGGACCCCAAGUCGCCCGCGGUCUUCAAGGAGCGGGUCGACACCCUUGAGCGCUGUUACCCCAACGUCUUCCUGGUGUCCAAGAGCGAGCCGGUCAUCUACGCCGGCUUCUCGCGGCUUCAGGCGGACAUCAACUGCAUGAGGGACCUCCUGGCGGCGGACGAUCGCUGGAGAUACGUCAUCAACCUCUGCGGCCAGGAUUACCCUCUCAAGACCAACCUGGAGAUUGUGCGCCACUUGAAGGCUUUCAAAGGGAAGAAUCUCACUCCGGGAAUACUGCCUCCGGGUUUCGCCAAGCAGCGGACCGCGUUUGUCUUCAAAAGCGUUUUGUCCCGCAGCCAUUCCCGGGUCGUCAAGACUAACAAGCUCAAAGCCCGCCCCCCGCACGGGCUAACCAUAUAUUUUGGCAGCGCGUACUACGCUCUGACGCGAGGAUUCGUGAGCUUUCUGUUCGAAGACAGACGAGCCUUGGAUUUGUUGGAAUGGUCAAAAGAUACUUACAGCCCCGACGAACACUACUGGGUGACGUUAAACAGGAUACCGGGUGUACCUGGCUCAAUGCCCUCAGCAACCUGGGAUGGAAACCUUCGUGCUAUAAAAUGGCAAGGUCUGAAAGCGGGAGAGAAGUGCUAUGGUCACUAUGUGAGAGCUAUUUGUAUAUAUGGAACUGGAGAUUUGAAUUGGUUGGAUGCUGAAGAUUCCUUGUUUGCCAAUAAAUUUGAGCUGCAUAGAUACCCUCCAACCUUAGAAUGUCUGGAGUACCGGAUUCAUAAACAAGCUUUGAAUUUGAGCACUCACAGUGACACCAAUUGAAGAUGACCAGUGAUUUACUGAGGAUAAUAAUAAUAAUCCUUACAUUUGAUAUAGUGCUUUUCAC
Molecule: messenger RNA, 1387 nt
Organism: Callorhinchus milii (elephant shark)
Lineage: Eukaryota; Metazoa; Chordata; Chondrichthyes; Chimaeriformes; Callorhinchidae
Product: N-acetyllactosaminide beta-1,6-N-acetylglucosaminyl-transferase-like
Exons: 5
Coding region: 1-1323 (440 amino acids)
Biological process (GO): transforming growth factor beta receptor signaling pathway
Cellular component (GO): membrane
Molecular function (GO): acetylglucosaminyltransferase activity
Source: RefSeq, a predicted model, not a curated record